AUGCCCACGCUGCUUACGAAGUACACGGGUUCUGGCCGACAGUCGCAAUGCGUGAAGCUCUAUGGUGCUUGGUUUAAGCGGCCCCGCCCUGCGCCCAAUGGCACCAUGAACUUCGAGGAUUGCACGCUGGUCGCGUCUGGCAAUUGGGCGGCGGGGAACCGCCUGGAGCAGAUACCGAGGUCGCCGACUAACGAUUGCUGCACGCACAUCCCUGCGUCUCUCACGUACACACCUGCCCAGGCAGACGUCGAGCGUCUCAGACUGCGCCUGUGCACUUCUUAUGAGGGCCAAGCAUCAGGGCGCAGAGUCGCCAUGGCCGUCGAGGCUCUCGCGAUGCACGGCGAGCCUUUACCGCCGAAAAUCAUCGUCUUGCAGGGCGGUGGCGGCAACAGCAAGUCUGCGACGACGAAGCUGCGCGCGAGCGUGUUCGCCGACUCCCACAAGUUCAUGAGCGCGUCGUGCCUGCAGAAAGACGACGAGUUCAGGAAGCAGGGCGGCCAUGAGUGCAGCGGCGGGGACCAAUUGCAGGAGGAGGUGGCCGAGAAAUUCGCCAGCGGCGAAGUACUUCCCUGUCGACCGAACUACGGGGAGACAACUGAAUACUUCGGAUGGCCCUGCGCGGGGAAGUUCUGGGAGUUGAACUUCGCGCUGCCCUCCGUGGUCGGGGGCCCGCGCGACCCUCCCUCGCUGAAGUCUUGGUGGCGUAGACUGCUGGUGAUUCCCUUGGAGAGCUCCUACUCCGCGUCGCCCGCCGAGGUGCGCGUGGGCGAUCGCGUCUUCCUCGACGACUCCACGCUCUCGCCGUUCCUGGGCAGCUGCGUCGCGCGCCACAUCUACAUGUGGCAUCACUUGCUCCCGUUCCUCCAGAGGUACUCCGCCGACGACUGCAGACGCUUCAUAUCGCUGCCGGGCCAGGGCGCCCAGGAUCGCACGAUCACCUUCGUGCAGCAGAUGGCGAACGCCGGGAAGAAGCCCGUGGAAGUGGAUUCGACGGCCAACGGCAGCGGCGCCAGCGGGCCAGGUGACGGUGCUCGGAAAAUUUUGUUCGACAUCCACGCGGCCACGCAGAAGCGCCAAAUUCUGAAGCCGUACGUAUUCCAGUCUCUCUCACCGACGCUGUUGCCAGGGGUCCGCGACACUUCCGUCAAGGGCAAGAAGACCAAGCUGCAGAAUCUGGAUGACUCCAUUCAUGCAUUUCCGUAUAUUUUCAAGAAGCUCCCUCUGGCGGGCGGCUGCCAGAAGCUCCAGAUCGCUGUGCAGAAGUUCUCGGACGCCAUGUCCCGCGUGGAGAACUGUGGAGAGAAGCUCGGGAGUUUCGAGGAGUGGGGGGAGAUCUGGGCCGAUCUGGAGCGCGGCCGCAUGCGCUCCGAGCCCGAUUCAAAUUCUAACCCCGAUACAACAGGCGCGCCGAAGUAUGACCUCAGUGAACCCGCAGCCGCCCUGCGCGAGAGAGUGAACCGGGCGCAGUUGCGCGCCUAUUGCGCCAGGGGCAUAGACUCCAGGCAGAAACAACUGGAGAGCUACAUUCAAUGGCACGAAACCACGGGCGUGCAGGAGGGCGACUUCAGCACCAUCGGGGUGACGUAUUACAGGCCGUGGGGCCUUCCAGGGCGGAUGCACGCCUUCGGCAUGGCCGCGCAGAAGCUUGCGAGGCAGGCGCGCGCGGCUGCGUUCCAGGGCCACGCCGUCGACGUCGAUCUCGUGGCUGCCUUUUCCCGCACGGGCUAUCGCGAGGCGCGCCGCAUCACGCGCAACUCGACGACCUACGGCAUCUGGAGAAAGUCAAUUCUGCACGUGGGCGCCAGGAGGGGCUUCAUCAAGGACUACAUGGAGAUUUCGGACGACGAAGGGAAGAAGGAGAUCACCAAGCUGUUCUUCCAGGGCACGCCGACGAACGAGCAGCCGCCGCCAUGGGCGCUGUGGCGAGAGGUCGACGAGGGCAGGCGCGUGAUCAUGGACAGCCCCCGCUUCCACUACCUGCGCAACCAGUUCGGUGAUCGUCGGGCCCCCGAUGCGACCCGCUUCGCGUACGCCAUGUUCGCGCUCGAAGACGAGGAGCUGGCCAAGCUUGUCGAAGCGAUCAAAGGCCAGGACAGCAGCACGGAGGCGUUGGUUUACAUGUUCGACGGAGCCAUCAUGUGCACGCCCGCUGGCCCCGCAAAGAUCCAAUCGGGGACCGACGCGUGCGAGGACACCAGCCAGGGCAUCAACGCCAUCGCGAAGCCGUUCGCAAGCUUCGAUGAGUGA
Molecule: messenger RNA, 2247 nt
Organism: Prorocentrum cordatum
Lineage: Eukaryota; Dinophyceae; Prorocentrales; Prorocentraceae
Source: the annotation of a GenBank genome assembly